This is a messenger RNA of Paramecium tetraurelia, 486 nucleotides long. RefSeq lists its product as uncharacterized. The record is from RefSeq and is a predicted model, not a curated record. Lineage: Eukaryota; Ciliophora; Oligohymenophorea; Peniculida; Parameciidae. The transcript has a single exon.
AUGAUCUCUAAUAAUAAUAGAAUGAAUGACGAAACCUAUCACUAAAUAAGAUAAAGAAAAGUGAGAUAUGUUAAAGACGCUUGGCAUGCAGUUUAAUAAUGGAGGGACUUGUUUGAAAAUGGAUAUUAUGAGAUUAAUGGUAAUAUUGUGUACCCAAAUUGUAAUUAAGCAGCUUUGAAGGUUGGAAUUCCAUUAAGAACUCUUUAAAUGUAUCAUAAAACCUUUAAGUAUUGCUUUAUUUUUUCUAAUAGAAAUAUCUCUAAAUCCAUCUAGAUUGACAGAUUUUUGAAUCAAAAGAUGGGUCGACUAUAUAAAUUCAUUCAAUAACAUAAAAAACAAUUUGCUAAAGAGUAGAAAUAAGAAAAAGAAGUUGAAUAAGAAUAAGAAUAGGUAGCCUGGGAUAAUAUGAUUAUAGAAGCGGAUGAUUAAUUCUCAGUUAAAAUAGAACAAGAUGACCAACAUAAGCAUUAAUAAAAUUAUAAAUGA